This is a messenger RNA of Haliaeetus leucocephalus (bald eagle), 4724 nucleotides long. RefSeq names its product TYRO3 protein tyrosine kinase (gene TYRO3). Bases 40 to 2658 code for a protein of 872 amino acids. The transcript has 19 exons. Gene Ontology annotation, biological process: multicellular organism development; nervous system development; cell surface receptor protein tyrosine kinase signaling pathway. Gene Ontology annotation, cellular component: signaling receptor complex. Gene Ontology annotation, molecular function: protein binding; transmembrane receptor protein tyrosine kinase activity; ATP binding. NCBI's taxonomy places the organism in Eukaryota, Metazoa, Chordata, Aves, Accipitriformes, Accipitridae. The record is from RefSeq and is a predicted model, not a curated record.
GGCGCCGGCAGCUGGGGGGAGGAUGGUGGUGCGGGAGCGAUGGAGCUGAAGCGGAGCAUGGCGAUCCCGCGGCUCCUCUUGCUGGGACUGUGGGCUGCGGCGCUCCGGGACGUCGCCGCCGUGGCAGGUAUGAAAUUUACAGGAUCUCCAAUCAAAUUAAAGGUGUCCCAGGGUCAACCCGUGAAACUAAAUUGCAGCCUCGAGGGAAUGGAAGAUCCCGAGAUGUUGUGGAUCAAGGACGGAGCAGUGGUGCAAAGCGUAGACCAGGUGUACAUUCCAGUAGAUGAAGAACACUGGAUCGGCUUCCUCAGCUUGAAAUCCGUCGAGCGGACAGAUUCUGGGAAGUACUGGUGCCAGGUUGAGAACGGGGGGAAGAAGGAAGAAUCACAGCAAGUGUGGCUCAUAGUGGAAGGUGUGCCCUACUUUACUGUGGAACCUGAGGAUGUGUCCGUGUCCCCUAAUGCCCCAUUUCAUAUGGCCUGUGCUGCUGUUGGUCCCCCUGAACCAGUGACAAUUGUCUGGUGGAUGGGAGACUCUAGAGUGGGGCUUCCAGACAUCUCCCCCUCCAUCUUAAAUGUGUCAGGUAUUAAUCAAAGCACAGUUUUCUCCUGCGAAGCUCACAACGUAAAAGGAUUGUCUUCGUCUCGGACAGCCACUGUUCAAAUUAAAGCCAUGCCUCUCCCGCCUCUCAAUGUAACUGUAAGCCAAGUCACCAGCAGCAAUGCCAGCGUGGUCUGGGUGCCAGGAUUUGAUGGCCGCGCACCCCUCCAUUCUUGCACUCUUCAGGUAGCUGAGUCACCAGGCGGCCAGGAGGUCUCCACUGAAGUCACCCCGGUGCCACCCUUUGCCUACGGUAUGCAAGGCCUGAAGCAUUCCACCAACUACAGCGUUCGUGUGCAGUGCAGCAAUGAGAUGGGCAGCUCCCCUUUCACCGACAGGGUUUAUUUCCAGACCUUGGAGCUUGCUCCAAGCAGCACCCCACAAAAUAUCCAUGUUAUCCAAAGAGAUCCUGGUCUGAUUUUGGAGUGGGAAGGUGUGGCUCCAGAUGUGCUGAAAGAAAAUGUCCUGGGAUACAGGCUGGAGUGGAUUCAGGAUAAUGUAACUCAGGGGGAGAUGAUCGUACAGGAUACAAAAGCUAAUCUCACAACGUGGAAUCCUCUCAAAGACCUGAUCAUCAGGGUGUGUGUGCUGAACUCGGCAGGAUGCGGGCCCUGGAGUGACCUCUUCCUGCUUGAGGCCCAAGAGGUCAUGGGUGGCCAGAGACAACCUCCUUAUGGGACGUCUUGGGUUCCUGUGGCAUUAGGCAUUCUCACAGCUCUGGUCACGGCUGUUGCCUUGGCUCUUAUUCUCCUUCGAAAAAGAAGAAAGGAAACUCGGUUUGGCCAUGCCUUUGGCAGUGUGGUUGGCAGAGGGGAUCCAGCAGUCCAUUUCAGAGCUGCCAGGUCUUUCAACAGGGAGGGCCCCGAGCUCAUUGAAGCAACUUUGGAGAGUGUAGGGAUCAGUGACGAGCUGAAGACAAAACUCAAAGAUGUCUUAAUACAGGAACAGCAGUUCACCUUGGGAAGAAUGUUGGGCAAGGGGGAGUUUGGGUCAGUUCGAGAGGCAUUACUGAAGCUAGAUGAUGGCUCUUUCCAGAAAGUGGCAGUGAAGAUGCUGAAAGCGGAUAUCUUUACCUCAACUGACAUUGAGGAGUUCCUGCGAGAGGCUGCUUGUAUGAAGGAGUUUGACCACCCACAUGUCACUAAACUGAUUGGAGUCAGUCUACGGAGCCGUCCGAAGGGCCGUCUCCCAAUUCCCAUGGUGAUCCUGCCCUUCAUGAAGCAUGGAGACCUUCAUGCUUUUCUGCUGAUGUCACGAAUUGGGGAAAACCCUUUUAAUUUGCCUGUUCAGACACUCCUCAAGUUCAUGAUUGACAUUGCCAGUGGGAUGGAGUACUUGAGCUCAAAAAAUUUCAUACACAGGGACCUUGCAGCUCGGAACUGCAUGUUGGAUGAGAACAUGAACGUGAGUGUUGCAGACUUUGGGCUUUCUAAGAAAAUCUACAGUGGAGACUACUACCGUCAGGGCUGUGCCUCCAAGCUGCCAGUGAAGUGGCUUGCUCUGGAAAGUCUGGCAGAUAAUCUGUACACAACACACAGUGAUGUGUGGGCGUUUGGAGUGACCAUGUGGGAGAUUGUGACCCGAGGGCAAACCCCUUAUGCCGGUAUUGAGAAUGCAGAAAUCUACAACUACCUCAUCAGCGGGAACAGGCUGAAGCAGCCGCCAGAGUGCCUGGAAGAUGUCUAUGAUCUCAUGUGCAGAUGUUGGCAUCCUGAGCCCAAGCUACGCCCCAGCUUCGGAGUGCUCCGGUCCCAGCUGGAAAUGAUUCGUGGGAGGAUGUCCACACUCUCUUCCAGUCAAGAUCCUCUCUAUGUCAACAUUGGGAAGGACAAAGAGGCGUCUGCGAGUGACGCUGGCCUGCACGCCUCCUUUGGAAACACGGACGGUGAAGAGACCAUUGCUGGGGCGGCUGCUGCUGUCACAAGUGACUAUCGGUACAUCAUGAGCCCCUUGUGCCUUGGAGAUGAUGCCGAGGGUGAAAGGCAUCCAGAUGGGCAGGAAGGGGAGGACAAAAGCCUUCUGUAUGAGCUGGAGACAGAAGGAGAGAAAAGUUGUUAGCCUGUACAUAGCAGUGACACUCUGCUUCCCUGGGACGGGAUAUGUGCAGCCGCAGUGCCGUGUCACCUGGGGCUCUGAUGCCGGAUCUGGAAUGGCUUUGAACAGCACUGGCCAGAGCUCUUGGGCAGCUUUUUCAGCUUUCACCACCUGUGUGGGCUGCAGUGGCAGACGGCUUGGAAGGACCACAACCCCAGCAUCCCCUUGGAUUUGGGGAGGGGGGGAAUAGGGUUACAGGUUGAUCGCAUCCCGCUGAAAGGAGUUCAAAGUUAAGGCGGGCUCCUUCUCACUGACUGCUGGAGCAGAGCUGAAUACGCCUUCUGUUCAGUCAGUGCUUGCUCUUGUGUAGAUGUUGUCUUCAAUCCUGGCUGCGUGACUUCGGGACUGGUACCUCUGAAAACACUAGUGGGUAUUUACACUAUCAUUCAGGACAAGAGGGCAAAAUUCCUCUUGUGUUCACUCAGCAGUACUGCCUAGACUUGUUGCCUACCUCAGUGGUUCUCAAACUGAUCUGCAGAUCUGCUUCUACCCAGCACUGAAUUCGAACAUCUGGCUUAUUUCAUGCAGUGACACUUGCUGCUUCCUCAGUCUGAGGCCCUUUUAAGAGUUUCAGAUGUUUUGGUGAGCGAUGAAAUUAGAAAAAAUGAAAAUCCAGCAUCCCUCUUCACCCCACAUACCUCUUUUAUGUCUUUCUUUUUCUUCUGUUUGAUGCCAAUUCAGGCCUGACCAGACUUGCAGCUGGCAUUUAAAUGCGAAGGGAGGGAGAGCAGCUGGCAUGUGUGAGGACAGAAUCCAACUUCAAAGGGAUGGAAAGGAAGCAGUGUAGAGAGGACUUAACAGCAGUAUGGGGAAACAGUGCUAAUUAAUGCUAAGUGCUGCCCUCCAGGAGAGGAAAGAGGCAGCUUAGCUACAGAAUGGCAGACUUGCUUCAGUUUCAGCGGGAGCAGGAAUCAGCAUUUGCUUUAAAACAGGAUUCAUUUAAUCUUUCUCUUUAACAGUCCUAUGACUUUUUCAAAUAACCAAGUGCUGUAGCUGCUGUAGUGAAGGUGUGAAAUCGGUUUUGGGAAGGUGUGUGUGUUGGGGGGAAGGGAUCAACUGGGAGAUCUCUUUCUGAAGAGAGAGUCCUCGUGAUGAAAAAGCUUGAGAACCACUGGCCUUCCUAUUUAGGAGGUCUUCUGGCACGCUGUAAAAGUCACAUCAGAACAUAGACUAGUAUCACUGCAGCCUUCCAGACAGGGCAAAAUUAAUGGUUUUGCUCUUUGGGUUUUGUUUUGUUUUCCAAUCAGCAUGUCUGACUCACUAUAACUGCAAGCGCUUGUGUGGUUUUUAAUAAUUUAAUAUUUUACUGUAAAUCAGCAUUUGUUUUGUGCAGUGGUUCCCAGCAAGGAAGUGCAGUUACAUCUUAUUCUACUUAUCCUAAAUAUUUGCUAGAUCUUAAUUUCUUUUAUUUCCAGUGUGCUGAAAACUCGGCAGUAUCACAAGACUUAGGAUUCCACAUUGUUCUUCCUCAGAAACGAAUACCACAAAUGUCAUCAUUUGCUGAGUUGGCAAAGGUGGGACCAAUAAGUCAAAUGAAAUUGCAGACUUGGUAUCGGAACACUCCACCCUUCAAUGCCCAGUAUUUGCUUAUUGUAAGGUUCGGGGCUAACUACAAAAUUCAGGUCCAGUUUCAGCCCCUAGUGAGAACGCUUCCUAGGGAAGGGGAGUUUUAGUCUGGGGCUUGGGCAUGGAUCCUUUCUGUAAAGUUUCCUACUGAACAGCAAUGUCCUACAGAUGUCUCCAGAAGUUCAGUACAGUUUCUCAGUCACAGAUACAAACUGCUCCAUCCUAUACCCCAGGCAGUACAGGGUUUUCUCUUCAUUUAGCUGGAAUGCUGUAAAUGCAGGUGAGAAGAUAACACCUAACAAACAGUAACAAAAACCUGUGCGGUGCACAUUUGCAGUGAGGGCAGAAAGCUAUGCUCCCUGCAGCUGCCUGGGAAGCGCAGAUGUACAUAUAGAUUCUAACUUUGGGAAGCAUGUCUUUAGUUUUUAUGCAUUUUUUAAUAAUAAAAUAUGUACUGUGUCUGA